Messenger RNA from Numida meleagris (helmeted guineafowl), 3341 nucleotides. RefSeq names its product ankyrin repeat, SAM and basic leucine zipper domain containing 1 (gene ASZ1). NCBI's taxonomy places the organism in Eukaryota, Metazoa, Chordata, Aves, Galliformes, Numididae. Gene Ontology annotation, biological process: piRNA processing. Gene Ontology annotation, molecular function: protein binding. The record is from RefSeq and is a predicted model, not a curated record. The transcript has 13 exons. Bases 223 to 1638 code for a protein of 471 amino acids. Gene Ontology annotation, cellular component: pi-body.
GAAGAGCAAAGCCACGGUUCUGACACGAGGAUCACACACUAAAGCGAAAGAGCGCAGGGCCGGCGCUCAGCCCUACCCCCAUCCCAGACUUUGCCUGCACGGCAGCGCCCGCAAACCCCUUACAGCCCGCGGGAAAGGCGGCACGACCACGUGACCCUUCGGCGCUGCCGUGACGUCAAUGGAGCUCGUGCCGCGCGCGCGUGCCGGGCCGGCGGCUUCGCCAUGUGCGCCGCAGCGUGGGGAUCCCGCGUCACGGCGGGGGGCGACGAGGACUACGACAGCGACGAUGAGGACUGCUGGGAUAUCGGCGUGGCGUGCCGGGGGCCGCAGCAGCUGGAUCCGAUGUUGCCAGCAGACAAGAAGGAUGCGUUUCAGAAAGCUCUGACAAGUGGUGAUGUGUCGCUUAUUGAAGAGCUCUUAAACUCAGGUAUAAACAUAGAAUCUAGCAUUCAGUUUGGAUGGACUCCCCUGAUGCAUGCUGCCAGUGUGGCUGAUUAUAGAGUAGUACAUCUUCUUCUGGACAGAGGUGCUAAUGCGAGUUUUGAAAUAGAUAAGUACACGGUGCUGAUGGCAGCAUGUGCUGCUCAUGCUUCAGAGGAAAAGAUCUUGAAGACGGUAGAACUACUUCUGUCAAGGAAUGUUGACCCUAACCUUACUUGCAGGAAGCAAAUGACUCCACUGAUAUAUGCAGCUAGAAAAGGCUAUCCUUGUGUUGUUCGUCUUCUUGUUGCUCAUGGAUCACACAUAAAUGCUCAAGAUGAAAGUGGAUAUUCAGCAUUAAUAUGGGCAGCACACCAUGGACAUAAAAAUGUAGUUUUUACAUUGCUUGAGCUUGGAGCAGACAAAAAUCUACAGGCUAAGGAUAAGAAAACAGCAGCAGAGAUAGCAAAAAUCAAUGAACAGUUAGAGAUUUAUGGUUUACUCUCUUUGACUGUAAAUCACUCGCAAGGGAAAUACUGUGAGACAACAAAGCAAGAGACUGUGUACAAAUUUCUGACAGCUGCCUCUGACCACAGUGUUAGUUCCUGUUCAACUUUUGAUGCCAUGGAUGUGUUUUUACAUGGUAUUGGUCUAGAACAUAUAAUAGGAUUAUUGAAGGAAAGAGAUGUAUAUUUAUGGCAGCUUCUGACCAUGCAAAAAGAAGAGAUGAUGCAGAUAGGUAUUACAAAUCCUGUAGAUCAGCAGAAACUCCUAGAUGCCAUCAAUGAGCUACAAGUGGAAGAAACAAGAUUUAGAGACCUUCCUGAAUUAGUGAAUCUGGAAGUCAGUGGAGACGAAUGCCUCAAGUUUCUUCAGAAGUUAAAUAAAGAGUGUAGUAACCUGACCGUUCCUGUGCAGACCAUAAGUAAACAUUUCCUCAAAAAUUCUCACAAGAUGGUACUGCAGUGGACACCUACUGAAAGACAUAUUGAAGUUUGCAAGGACUUGAUUUGCAAUGUUGAAAAGUUGGGAGAAGAAGUUAAGAGACUGAAUGAACUCGUGACAAAGGAAGAAGAGCAGAGGAGUGACCUCAGCCUAGUGGUGUUUCCAGAAAAAUCACUCACCUUGGAAAAAAGAUUAGUAAAAAUGGGAGCAGUAACAUUGCUUGGGUUCGGUUUUUUCUUUUUCGUCACUAAGUUAGUGGUAAAGAAGAGCUGACUCUCAGUGCUGUGAAUAACUUGGUUACAUUAUACUUCAGUGUGUGUAGCUGAGCUGAAUUCAUGUGAAAAUUUGUGUAGUUGCAUCAUAUCUGUAGCAUUUACAUCCAGUGCGUACUUUGAGCUAGCUACAAAAUGAUUAAAAAUAAAAUCUAUUGACUUUAAUGUAUCUUAAUGUUUAAGUUUCAAAGUUAUUUCUGGUAUAGGCUAUAGGUACAAAAUCUCAUCAGAGUUGCUUUUUUUCCCCCUAAAGUUAUAAUUACUAUGUCAUAAUGACUAGUUUUUAACUGUUGUUGUAACAACUGUUACCUGUUCAGCUGUUGUUCUCGUAGGUAAACGUAAGCAAAGAAUACUGUUGUUUCUCUUGGAUGCUUGUAUUUGAAAUGGCAAUGCAGCUGUGUGUUGGUUUGUUUGGUUUUUUUUUUAACAUUAAGUAUCUUGUGAUUUUUCAUUGAUAAAGUUCUUUUCUCAUGUAUAGAUUCUUAUGAAAAACUUUAUGGUGAGGUGUAUUUGUCACAGCCACAGGACUGCAGAUAUCUUAUACAUUGUCUAAAAAGUCAUCUCCCACUGAACUGUGCUGUUCAAAUUAUGCCUGAGAUAUGUUUCCUCGGGUGUACUUGUAUUAAUAGUUUUAUCACUAAAAGGAUUAUAAGGAUACUAAAAGGAUCUAUAGCAAUCUUUUGCUCUAAAAAUGCAGGCAAUGCAGGCAACUUAGAAGGAAUAUCAGUGUUUCUUCUUGAUCUGGACUUUCACUACAGUAGCUUCAUGUUAAUUUUCCUCUUAAGAUUUUUGUCACUUAAAGAGAUGUGUGUAAUUCUGUAGCAAACUUUAGUAUCGUUUUUUUUUCAGCCAGUUACCACACUGACUGUGUUGCAAAAAAAGGGAAUUGGUGUAAGUAAUCCAAAUCACAUUUUUGUAGACUUCAGUGAAUGCCUGUAAAAGUGCAGAAUGUUUGUGAUGGGACGUUCUUCUAUCAGAACAGAAGCAAUCGGAAAAACCAUUAGACUCAGUGGGUGUGCCACGCUUUAGCUAAGCAUGCUCUGUUCUCUGAGAUGUGCGCAGUCAUAAUCUUGGAUCCUCCCUCUGGAGACUAGUAAUGAGAAGAUAAAACUGAGUGCUGCUCCAGGCAGUUAUUGCUGUCACAGUUGUUUUCUGCUUUUGAUUUGAGAAAACUACCUUGGGCGUUAGCGUGUUUCCUCGCUAUUGUAAUUGUUUGACAUGUCGGAAGGUUGUUCACACUGUAUUUGCAACGUGUACUUUAUGCAAGUGUAAUUAUUUCAGCCACUCAUAUGAUGUGUGUAAUACAGCCCUUGGAAAGGAUUCUGAUGCUUAACUUCAGUAUUCCUCAGUUCUCUACUUAAGUGAGAAUUUGCAAGCAGCUCCAGAGAUGCAUUUCCUACCACUGGUAAAUGUUGCCAUUUGAGACAGUAACUAUUUUUUUUUCCCAAACAAAUCUGAAAAAAUUAUCCACUUGUGCACAGACUUUUGAAACUGAGCUUGCAGGUUGUGCAGUUGAACGGGAAAGCUGCUCCAGAAAAUAGAUUUAUCACCAUUUAACUGAAUUAAAAGUAUAAUAAUGUGUAUGAUGUCAUCAGUGUAAACUUACCUAUGCAGGGGCGAGGGAGGGAGAGAAUAAUGCAUAAUACUUGCUGAUAAAUGUUUUCUAGUUUGAGAGUUACAAUAAAAUAUUCUGUGCAGAAAUGA